This is a messenger RNA of Cyclospora cayetanensis, 1038 nucleotides long. RefSeq lists its product as uncharacterized. Lineage: Eukaryota; Apicomplexa; Conoidasida; Eucoccidiorida; Eimeriidae. The transcript has a single exon. The coding region runs from base 1 to 1038 and encodes 345 amino acids. The record is from RefSeq and is a predicted model, not a curated record.
AUGCACACCUCGAAUCCGCGAGGGCCCAUGAAACAUGCAGCAGCAUGGGGAAACCUUGCAUGGGUGCGUCAUGAAAGUGCAUUCUGCUUCUUUUGUUUGCCUCGGCUUACCGAUAGAAAACGUCCGAACCCCUCCGUCACAUGCACACCCCGAUCCGCAGCCAAUGCCCCAGCGCCAGAGCUUCCUGCAGACUUGGAGGAUUGGGUUACCGUAGAAACAUCCCCCGAGCUGACUUUCGCCUUUUCAGGAAACCCUGAGGACACGCAGCUUCUCCUGGCGACACAGUACCACCUAGAGCAGCAGCAGUCAAAGAAGCAGGUGCCUCUGCAGCAGCAGCGACAUCUGCACCCGAAGGUGCCGCACACGGGGCAAGGGGCUCCGCAAAACGAGGUGGCUAUAGUCCAUCGCCGCUUGCAGCCGAUCCACAGGCGACAGCACCCCCAGCAACAGCCACACCGGCAGCAGACAGCAGACGCGAUCCACGGAGACUUCCCCCUCUCCCCUCUUCCCGUGGAUACGCGGACCGAUAGGCGGGAGCAACAGGCUGCCCGAUGCCGCCGCAACUUGGCAUCGAAGAGCACACGCCCACCGCAGUCACCCACCAGCAGCCGUAACAGCCACAGGGCCCACGACAGCAGCGGCAUCGAUGACUUGCUACAGUUGCUACAGGAGACUCCCACACGGCUGCAAAGGCAGCGGGGGGGAACCGGUGCAGCGGCAGCUGAGCGGCUGCUGGAGGCCUAUGGGCCUCUCAACAGUGCCCUUCCCUUCUUAAGCGAGGAGGGGGCCCUUGGUGCGACGAACCCGGGGGCAAACACGGAGAAAGGUCGCGCACCAGAUGCGUUGAAUGCACGAGAGGGGAGGCAAGAAAAGCACGAAGACGCCCCUCCCCUUGUGGACAGCGCGGAACUGCAGGCUACUGCAGCCGAGCUAGAGGCCCUGAUAGGCGACACUUUGAAACCGCAGCCAAGCUCUCAUCAGCAGCAGGAGAAAGCAGGAGAGCCUGAAGUGGAGCUCUUGGACUCACUAACGCUCUAG